GUCGAGAGAAAGGGCGGGAUCGCGUUGAGAAGAAGCGGUUAUGAAACUGGAUACCAGAGUUCGCCAUGUUGGCUCCUACUGGCGUUGUGUUUUACUUUCGUCUCCCUGCUUUGUGGCGCUCGUACUCGAUGAGUUUUGUAUUCAAAAGUUGUUGGUCGUGCUGCGAGUCAUUGUAUUAUGCUUGAUUUAUUAACGGAUGUUUCUUUUUUUAAAAUCUGAAUGGUUUUUAGUUAAAGUGGCGGUUUAGAGAUGAAGCAGAAGUCUUGAGAUAGACAAAAGAACGAGGGGACAAAAAAAACGUACAUCUACUUCAGAGAGAGACAGAGAAGAGUGAGAACGGAUCAGCCUCACUCAAGGGAAGUUUCUGAGAUGGAAGCAGCUCACAUCAGUCCAGAGCUUCCUGUUCGAUGGGUUGUUUCUGCAGACAGGACUGUUGAGAUCAAGGAGGAAGUGACUGAGCUGGGGUGUGACCAGGCCAAUGAGCGGAUCCUGCAGGAGGAAACGCCACCUUCUAGCUUCACUGAGAGAGGUACAGAUAUGGAGCUUUCUGAACUGGAACCUGUCCCCAUUAAAGAGGAGAGUCCUGUACUUGAACCUGUCCCUGUUAAACCAGAAGCAGUCAAGCUUGAGGCUUUAUUAAAUGAAGGAGAGACAUCUCAUGACUUGUAUAGUAAUGGAGAGGAUGGGGCUGAGCUGGGUUCCAUUCAGAGGAAACGACGCAUCUCCCAGCUGGAGGCUAUCCAAACACAUCCUUCAUCACAACAGCAACCACCCUGUGUGACAGCAAGGUUAAAAAAAAGACACCAGCAAACUCACCCAGCAGAGAAAUCACACCACUGUAACGAAUGUGAGAAGAGCUUCAGUGGAUUAGGAAAACUUAAAGUACACCAGCGAACUCACACAGGAGAGAAACCUCACCACUGCAUUGAAUGUGGAAAGAGCUUCACUCAGUUAGGAAACCUUAAACAACACCAGCGAGUUCACACAGGAGAGAAACCACACCAGUGUAAUGAAUGUGGGAAGAGGUUCUCUCAAUUAGUAACCCUUCAACAACACCAGCGAAUUCACACAGGAGAGAAGCCACACCAGUGUAAUGAAUGUGGGAAAAGCUUCACUCGAUUAGACAGACUUAAAUCACACCAGCUAAUUCACACAGUAGUGAAACACUACCUACUGUGCUGAAUAUGGGCAAAGGCACGCCUUAAAAACCACCAGGAGAUACCUGAUUUCAUUUCAUUCAGGAUGUAGAAAUACUGUUUAAUGAGACAUAAGAAAGUUUACAAACAAGAGGAGGCCAUUCAGCCCAUCUUGCUCGUUUGUUUGUUAGUAGCUUAUUGAGACCAUAAUAUAAUGUACAGAAAUUAUAUAAACUAGUUUUUGAGAAGUGGAAAUUGAAGACAAAGAACAAAGCAUACCGUCUCAGUAUGCUUUGUUUAAAACAUGAAGGUCUCAGCAAGAGAUCUUCAUGUUUUGAACAAAGCAUACUGAGAUGGUAUCUGAAUAUGCUGGUGCUUAAAUUCAGACCCUUGUUACAGCCUGUAAAAAGGGGUGGUGGGUAUCCACUGACAGAUGAGAGACGCAGGAAUUGACUUUGCAACACCACACAGUUUGUGAUCAACUAGCCCCUCUUCAUUCAUUACAAAAUGAUUUCACUAAAGCAAUGCCACCAGCUUAUUCAGCUCUACUAAAUACAGAUAAAGCACAAAUACAUCACUCCCAAAUGCUUGCUCUCCUGGACAGAGUACUCUUUGUAAUUCCUCCUUUCCUUGAGUAAAUAAUAUUAAACAUCCUACAGUAGGUUUUAUUUAUGGUGUUGAUAUCCUUAUACCAGCUUUUUAAAAGUUGCAACAAACAAAAAAAUUAAAUUGUGU
Molecule: messenger RNA, 1871 nt
Organism: Acipenser ruthenus (sterlet)
Lineage: Eukaryota; Metazoa; Chordata; Actinopteri; Acipenseriformes; Acipenseridae
Product: RB-associated KRAB zinc finger protein-like
Exons: 3
Coding region: 370-1182 (270 amino acids)
Biological process (GO): regulation of transcription by RNA polymerase II
Molecular function (GO): DNA-binding transcription factor activity, RNA polymerase II-specific; RNA polymerase II cis-regulatory region sequence-specific DNA binding
Source: RefSeq, a predicted model, not a curated record